This is a messenger RNA of Capsella rubella, 1502 nucleotides long. RefSeq names its product dehydration-responsive element-binding protein 2A. Gene Ontology annotation, cellular component: nucleus. Gene Ontology annotation, molecular function: DNA-binding transcription factor activity; transcription cis-regulatory region binding. Gene Ontology annotation, biological process: positive regulation of DNA-templated transcription; response to stress. Lineage: Eukaryota; Viridiplantae; Streptophyta; Magnoliopsida; Brassicales; Brassicaceae. The transcript is spliced from 2 exons. Bases 202 to 1206 code for a protein of 334 amino acids. The record is from RefSeq and is a predicted model, not a curated record.
UUUAGAUAUUUUGAUUUCUGCUAAAGUAAGGAAAGCUGUCUGCUACGAAAAAAAAUAAAAAGCUUUACAGAGAAGAAGAUAGGCGCAAGAACACUAAACACGGAAGCGACUUAUCUCAGCAAAGGAAGAGAAUUUGAUUUCGAUCAAACAUCUAGUUUUCCAAUUUCAUCUCCCAUAGGUUGUGUUGUUACUAGGAAGGAGAUGGCAGUUUAUGACCAGAGUGGAGAUAUAAAUAAAACUCAGCUCGAUACAUCGAGGAAGAGAAAGUCGAGAAGUAGACGUGAUGGUACUACUGUGGCUGAGAGAUUAAAGAGGUGGAAAGAGUACAAUGAUACUGUGGAAGAGGCUUCUACCAAGAAAAGGAAAGUUCCUGCUAAAGGUUCGAAGAAGGGUUGUAUGAAAGGUAAAGGAGGACCUGAGAAUGGUCGUUGUAGUUUCAGAGGAGUUAGGCAAAGGAUUUGGGGUAAAUGGGUUGCUGAGAUUAGAGAACCCAAUCGUGGCAGUAGACUUUGGCUUGGUACUUUCCCUACCGCUGAAGAAGCUGCCUCUGCUUAUGACGAGGCGGCUAAAGCUAUGUAUGGUCCUUUGGCUCGUCUCAAUUUCCCUCCGUCCGAUGGGUCUGAGGUUACGAGCACCUCGAGUCAGUCUGAGGUGUGCACGGUUGAGACUCCUGGUUGUGCUCAUGUAAAAACAGAGGAUGCAGAUUGCGAAUCUAAACCACUCUUUGGUGAAGCUAACCCGAUGUGUCAUCUGGAGAGUGGUGCAGAUGUGAAUAAGAAAGACGUGAAGGCAGAUGUCGACUGGCUUAGUGAGUUCGAAAAUAACUAUUGGAGCGAUGUUCUGAAAGAGAAAGAGAAAGAGAAAAAGGAGCAAGAGAUUGUAGAAACCUGUAAGCAACAGCCGGAUUCCCUCUCUGUUGCAGACUAUGGUUGGCCCAAUGAUCUGGAUCAGAGCCACUGGGAUCCUUCGGAGAUGUUAGAUGUUGAUGAGCUACUAGGUGACAUAAAUGGCGACUUGUUUACGGGCUUGAACCACGACCAGUACGCAGGAAACAAUGUUGACAUAGGAUCAUUCAAACCCGAGAGGCGUCAAGGCGGAUAUCAAUCGCUGCAAAGUCUCGACUAUGGAUUACCUCCGUUCCAGCUUGAAGCAAAGGAUGGUAAUGGGUUCUUUGACGACUUGAGUUUCUUGGAUCUGGAGAACUAAACUAAACAUUGGGCUUUCCGAUUUGUUAUUUGGCGUAAUCCCACAGCGACUGUUGAUUCUCUAUCUGAGUUUUAGUGAUAUAGAGAACUUCAGAGGACUGAGUACCAUGUUUUUCUUAUGAAAGUGAACUGUACAUAUUUUUCAGACAGUGAUCUGACAAAAGAGAAGACAGCUAUGGUUUGUUAGUCUGCUUCUCUUACUAGUUGUUCGUUUUGUUUUCUUGUGUUAUAUAUAUAAUGAUAACAGAAAUAAAACACACUUGUUAAGCUUUAUGGGGGCUUAAUGAGUCUACCAAA